AUGGACCCUUACUCGACCGAGAGCGAGCUCAUCAAUAUUCAAAACCACUUCUACCAGGGCCAAUAUGACGCCGUGAUCGACUACGAUACCAGCACCCUAUCUCCCGAAAACCAAACCGCCGCCCAGGUCCUCAUCCUGCGCGCCAAGCUCGGGAUUGGCGCCGUCGACGAGGUUGCUGCCGAAGUCAAGGGCGCCGCGGAACCGGAGCUAGCAGCCGUCGGCGCGCUCGCCGCAUAUGAGUUGGGCCAAACCGAGGCAGCCGUAGGAGUUGUGGAAAAGCUCGUAGAGUCGUCGAGCGACAACCCGGUGGUGCAAGUCCUUGGCGGUAUUGUGCUGCAGAGGGCUGGUAAGAGCGAGGAUGCGUUAAGCUUGCUGAGCAAGCACGAGGGUAACCUGGAGGCCGCUGCUUCGAUUGUUCAGAUCCACCUCGCCCAGAAUAGGAACGAUCUCGCCUUGAAGGAGGUUACAAGCGCAAGGAGGUGGGCUCAAGAUAGUCUCUUGGUGAAUCUUGCCGAGUCUUGGGUCGGUCUUAGGCUGGGAGGAGAGAGGUAUCAGCAAGCCUUCUACGUAUUCGAAGAACUUGCGCAAGCGCCGUCCACUUCUUCAACCAGAUCCCUCGUCUCCCAGGCUGUGGCGGAGCUUCACCUUGGCAGAACCGAAGAGGCGGAAUCCGCUCUCGAGCAGGCAGUCAAGUCGAAUCCCAAGUACGCUGACGCGAUUGCCAAUUUGCUCGUUCUCGCCAUUGUAUCUGGGAAGGAUCCCAAGGAGAUUACAGAGAAACUUGUCCAGGCUGAUCCCAAGCACAGCUUCCUAACGGAUCUUCAAGAGAAGUCGGAUCUGUUUGACAAGGCGGCCUCCAAGUACAGUGCCAAAGCGUGA
Messenger RNA from Parascedosporium putredinis, 879 nucleotides. NCBI's taxonomy places the organism in Eukaryota, Fungi, Ascomycota, Sordariomycetes, Microascales, Microascaceae. The record is from the annotation of a GenBank genome assembly.